Messenger RNA from Sinocyclocheilus rhinocerous, 2738 nucleotides. Its product is annotated as WD40 repeat-containing protein SMU1-like. The record is from RefSeq and is a predicted model, not a curated record. Bases 90 to 1709 code for a protein of 539 amino acids. The transcript has 13 exons. Gene Ontology annotation, molecular function: protein binding. NCBI's taxonomy places the organism in Eukaryota, Metazoa, Chordata, Actinopteri, Cypriniformes, Cyprinidae. Gene Ontology annotation, biological process: mRNA splicing, via spliceosome.
GUUCACGUGGCUGAGGACCACACAACGCAGCGCUGGCGAAGGCUCGCACAAUAUAUCUAGACGCCGAUUUCAUCGACAACCUCGCAGCCAUGGACCUUGAAGUGGAAUCAGCAGACGUGAUUCGUCUGAUCAUGCAAUACCUGAAGGAAAAUAAUUUGCAUCGCACUCUGGCGAUGCUUCAAGAGGAGACAGCAGUCUCGCUCCACACAGUCGACAGCAUCGAAAGCUUCAACAAUGAUAUCAACAACGGGCAAUGGGAUAUAGUGCUGCUAGCAAUCCAGUAUCUGAAACUUCCUGACAAGCUGCUCAUUGACCUGUACGAACAGAUUGUGCUGGAGUUGGUUGAGUUGGGUGAGCUGGGAGCUGCUCAAUGUUUACUAAAGCAAACCGACCCCAUGAUCAUGCUGAAGCACACUCAACCUGAGCGCUACUCACACCUGGAGACCCUUCUCACAAAUCCAUUUUUUGACUCACAAGAAGCAUAUCCAGUGGGCAGCAGUAAAGAGAAGCGCAGGCUGGCUAUCGCUCAAGCUUUUGCAGGAGAGGUCUGUUUGGUGCCACCUUCUCGUCUCAUGGCUCUUCUGGGCCAGGGCCGUAUAUGUGAGGGGGCUUUAUACAGGUUACAGGAAACCAAAGCACUAAGGCAGUUUGGCUCAUUAGCAAUGCUGUCAUUGAAGUGGCAGCAGCACCAGGAUCUCUUACCUCCAGGUAUGUCUUUGGAACUGUUCCGGGGCAAAGGUGCAUUGAAGGACAUGGAGGAAGAGCGCUUCCCUACUCAGCUCAGUCGCCUCAUAAAGUUUGGGCCAAAGUCCCACGUAGAGUGUGUGCGAUUCUCUCCUGAUGGACAGUACUUGAUUACUGGUUCUGUUGAUGGUUUCAUUGAAGUCUGGAACUUCACCACUGGUAAAAUUCGGAAGGAUCUGAAGUACCAAGCUCAGGAUAAUUUCAUGAUGAUGGAUGAGGCUGUUCUGUGUCUGGCAGUAAGUCACGACUCUGACAUGAUCGCCACUGGAGCUCAGGAUGGAAAGAUACAGGUUUGGAGGAUUCUGAACGGGACGUGUCUGAAUAGAAUAGAACGAGCCCACAGCAAAGCAGUCACCUGUGUCUGCUUCAACAAGGACAGCAGUCAACUAUUAAGUGCCUCCUUUGACCAGAUCAUCAGGCUUCAUGGUUUGAAAUCAGGAAAGAUGCUGAAGGAGUUUAGAGGCCAUACAGCUCAUAUAAAUGACGUCAUCUUCUCACACGGUGGCCAGCAUGUCAUCAGCGCGUCAGCAGAUGGCACAGUAAAGGUCUGGAGCAUGAAGACAAUGGAUUGCACCCACACAAUAAAAACCCCUGACAUUCCUGAGGGUACAGACAUCACUGUUAACAACAUUGUGCUUGUCCCAAAGACUCCCGAGCACUUUGUAGUGUGCAACAGGACCAACACGGUUGUUGUUACAAACAUUCAUGGCCAGGUGAUGAGGAGUUUCUGUUCAGGUGUAAGAGAGGGGGCUGACUUUGUUUGCUGCACGUUGUCUCCACGUGGAGAGUGGAUUUAUUGUGUGGGAGAAGACUAUGUGCUGUACUGCUUCAGCACCAUCACUGGCAAGCUAGAGAGAACACUCACGGUACAUGAAAAAGAUGUGAUCGGCAUAACUCACCACCCCCAUCAGAAUCUCAUCGCCACAUACAGCGAGGAUGGCCUACUCAAACUCUGGAAGCCUUGAGUCUCGUCUUUCAUAAUAUGGACUUGUGUUCUAUGUUCUGGAUUUGUGGUAUUCCUGCACACACACAUAUGUCUCUGCCUUUAUACGCCUGCUAUGACAUUGGUCUUCCAUUUAAAGCGCUCAAAAACAUUCAUGUUUCUGUUGAACCUUAGCAUCAUGCACUGAGAUGAAGGACCUCUUCGACAUCUGAAAUUAACUACAUCCAAUUUCGUAAUUUCGAGAUGUUCCUCUAAAGCCUCUAAUGGAAAACAAGAAAAACUGCAUGGAUGCACUGGUCUUUUACUAUUAAGGGCUUUGUAGUAUUGUCUGUGAUAAUAUCUGCAUGCAAGAUUUAGCCCGGUCGACAUUAAUGUGGUAAAUGUACUGGUUUUCUUUCCAGACUAUUCUUUGAAUCUUACAUGUGAAUGUAUGCAAUUUCUUUGAUCAUUUUGACCAAAGACAAAUAAUUAGUGUGUACUUGCUCAUAAUGUGACCUCGCACUAGUCGUGGACUCAUUGAGGACAUUUUCACAUAUUUGUACUUGUGUACAUUUAGAAUUCUGAUGUUUAGAAUUCAUAUGGUACAAUAUUGUGUUGAUUAUAAUGGUUUAGUGUGUUUUAACACUCAACCAAGCACAUCUACUUGUACUGCAUGCAGGUGAACAUAUUAUGCAGUUACUGCAAUACUGUAUGAAGUAAUCAGUAUGGUUUAUAUUCUGAUAAUUACAGAUUAUUUUCUAUCGAGGAUAUUCACAAUUUUUGUUGAAUAUUGGUAUAACACUGCUUCACAGUGUAAGUCUCUGAGUAUCUUACAGUGUUGGUAAAUAAUGUGCUGAUAUUGCUGCAGUUUAAUUAAAAUUCAAGCAUGAAUAAUUCAUGACAAUCUUUUCAAGAAGAUUUGUCAUUAAGAUGCAUCAUUAACUGGUUAGAUGUUGGAUUGCUUGAUAUUUGCAGUAGAUCUCCAAUAAAUCUGUAGAGACAUCUUGAUAUUGGCAUAAUUAGCCAAAUAUUCAAUCCCCCAGACCCCAAAAAUACAAAACUGACUAAACAA